Aethina tumida (small hive beetle) is the source of this 1037-nucleotide messenger RNA. RefSeq lists its product as uncharacterized. Lineage: Eukaryota; Metazoa; Arthropoda; Insecta; Coleoptera; Nitidulidae. The coding region runs from base 68 to 1009 and encodes 313 amino acids. The record is from RefSeq and is a predicted model, not a curated record. The transcript has 2 exons.
UGUUGAUGCAUCGUUCGAUGAACUGAAUUCUACGCAAUUUGUCGCAUGUUAACCCAACAACACCAAGAUGUCUGAAUUGUUUAUUUACGGACGUAAUAGUCGCGGAAAGAAAACACUGAUUUAUCAAGGCUAUGAAUACCUUAGACACCGUAAAACUGCAAGUUCUGUCACCCAUUGGCGCUGCGUAAAACGAAGGAGCAACAAUUGCAUGUCGGUCAUGCAUACGAUGGGGGCCGAAAUAGUGCAGAACCCGGGUGAACAUACAUGCAGCGAAACAACGCCGCCAAAUCAACUGGACAAUUUGGAUAUACCCACACAUUCUUUUGAAAAUGAAGAACUUCCAGAUGCUAUGUCCACUGAACAGCUUGACGGUACAGAUCCUACGAUAAAACUCCUGGUCCAAGAGGUGUCCCAAUCACUACUGAAGAAAAAUCUUAGUAUCCAAGAACCUGAUAGUUCAGACACAAAUCUGAACAAGUCCGAACAUCAGACAUAUCUUCAAAAAAACACGUCUACCAAGGAGCCUGAGAGGACACACAAAGGUGUGCGCAGGACUAGGAUUCAAGGGUUGGUUCAAGCACACCUGGAGGAAAAUGUGACAAGUGAGCAGUUGUUAACACCUCCAGUAGAAAAUGACUUCAACUCACAACUUGUGCACGAUGAGUUAGAAGUAGCUGCUGUAAAUAUAAAGCAGGAGUUGUUAACAGAGCACGCAAUAAAUCUAGAAUUGGUGGAAGAAGAAGACAUAAAGGAUAAAGAAUUUAUUUUACAUGACAACAACAGCCAAGAUGUGAAUUUUCCUCCUACUCCUGUGAGUAGUGGAAGAUGGAGAGGGAUCAUCGAAUCUUUUGAUGUGGAUGAGUUAUUUAACAUUCAGUUGACGGUGGCAAAAUUAGACCAACAGAUAAAGAAGGAGGAACUAAAUUUUGUUAGAAUGAAGGCAAGAAACGAGGAAGAAUGUCACCAAUUGAGAAUGAAAAUCAUGUUACAUCUAUUUAAUAACCUUUAAUAAAUACAAAAUAAAAUUUUCAAAUAUA